AUGGGAACAUCAUCAGGGUCCAAUCAUCCUCACCAGAUGUUACCUCCACGUCAGCAGCUACGGAGUGGAGGGCCAGAAACAGCUCUUUCACUCGUAUCUUCAGAUCCCCACUCGUCACACGAAGGUCAGGAGCCACGUUCUAAUUCCGAUGCCGUGCGUCGUGAGUCUCCAGCUGAGAGUGCGAGCUCUCAAGAAACAUGGCCACUAGGAGAAGUAUCUGUGGCUAAGAAGACAGUGGUGGUGAAUAAAAAAACGGAGCCUGACUCUCAUGAACAUCCCGUAAUGCACCAUGUCUCUAAUGCGGAUAAGGUAUCAAUACGGGACAUAGCCAGGGAAAGAGUCGAAAUAGUCGCCGAGAGAAUGCACCGUUUGCCGGAUGAGUUUCUUGAGGAGUUAAAGAACGGUCUUAAGUCUAUCCUGGAAGGAAACGCAGCUUUGAGCGUUGAUGAAUUCAUGUUCUUGCAGAAGCUUGUUCAGAGCAGACCUGAUUUGACCUCUACAACGCUUAUGAGGGCUCAUCGUGUGCAGCUUGAGAUUCUUGUAGCGAUAAAUACCGGAAUCCAGGCGUUCUUGCAUCCGAACAUCAGUCUCUCUCAGGCUAAUCUCAUCGAGGUUUUCGUGUACAAGAGAUGCAGAAACAUAGCCUGCCAAAGCCAGCUACCAGCUGAUGAUUGCUACUGCGAGGUUUGCACCAAGAGGAAAGGUUUCUGCAACCUUUGCAUGUGUGUGAUCUGCAACAAGUUUGAUUUCUCUGUCAAUUCCUGCCGCUGGAUUGGAUGCGACUUGUGUUCUCAUUGGACUCAUACAGACUGUGCUAUUCGGGACGGACAGAUCACGGCGGGAUCAUCUGCUAAGAAUGCGUCAGGUCCAGGUGAAAUGAUGUUCAAGUGCCGCGCAUGCAACCGGACUUCUGAGCUGCUUGGUUGGGUUAGGGAUGUGUUUCAGCACUGUGCACCAAACUGGGAUAGGGAAUCUUUGGUUAAAGAACUUGACUUUGUUAGUAGGAUAUUCCGAGGAAGCGAGGAUCAACGAGGUAGGAAGCUGUUCUGGAAGUGUGAGGAGCUUAUGGAGAAGAUCAAGGGUGGUUUGGCUGAAGCAACAGCUGCUAAAUUGAUACUAAUGUUUUUCCAAGAGAUUGAAUUGGACUCUGCGAAGAGCUUUGAUAUUGGAGAAGGAGGGCGUCUGAUAGCACCUCAAGAUGCAUGCAGCAGAAUUGCUGAAGUUGUGCAGGAGACUCUGAGGAAAAUGGAAAUAGUUUCUGAGGAGAAGAUGAGGAUGUUCAAGAAGGCACGCAUGGCGCUGGAGAGUUGCGAUAGAGAGCUGGAAGACAAAGCCAAGGAAGUAGCGGAAAUGAAAGCGGAGAGGCAGAAGAAGAAGCUACAGAUAGACGAGCUGGACAGAAUCGUGAGGCUGAAGCAAGCGGAGGCAGACAUGUUUCAGCUUAAAGCAAACGAAGCGAAGCGGGAGGCUGAGAGGUUGCAGAGGAUUGUGCUAGCGAAAAUGGAUAAGUCUGAGGAGGAAUACGCGAGUAACUAUCUGAAGCAGAGGCUGAGCGAGGCCGAGGCGGAGAAGCAGUAUCUGUUUGAGAAGAUUAAGCUGCAGGAGAAUUCGAGGGCGGUGUCACAGAGCAGUGGUGGUGGUGGUGGUGGAGGAGACCCGUCACAGGUGUUGAUGUACUCAAAGAUCCGUGAUCUUCUUCAAGGAUACAAAUAA
Messenger RNA from Microthlaspi erraticum, 1713 nucleotides. Lineage: Eukaryota; Viridiplantae; Streptophyta; Magnoliopsida; Brassicales; Brassicaceae. The record is from the annotation of a GenBank genome assembly.